CACACAUCAUUCUUACUACUUUUUCUUAUCUAAUCAAUAUGUUGCAGGAUUCCAUAAUCCGUAGAACUGGGGGUCAGUUUGGUGCCCAGGAGAAUAAAAAGCCUACUUUAAAUUACGAAGCUUCCAAAUCAUUACUUCCUAGCAAUUUUCCAGUGGAGAGGGGUCAGUUUGGUGCCUCAAUGCAGGAUCCGGCCUGGGAAGAAGAAAAACACCUCUCGGAUGAAGAAAAUGAUACUAUGUCUGAUAAAGAAACCGAAAUCGAUGAGAACGACCCCUAUGUAUUAGAUCUCCCUCAAGAUUCCUGUGCUACCCUGUCUGAAAGAGCUCGAAAAACCCUUAAACAGACCCUAUUCCUCUCCAAGUCUUACUUCACAUCGUCUAAACCAUUUUUGUUGCGGAUGAGCCAGAAAAAAAAAAACAUCCCAUUUUCCAUCGAGUUACAAACUUUUGCCUCUUCCAAAACUGUCAUUGUGACUGCUGGUGGAUGUGCGAAGAAAGUGUUAUUCUUGGUCCAAUUCCACCCUCACGACUCAUCCGAUCCAACCUUCAACCACCUAUCCGAAUUGAUUGAAGACCUCUACAUCAUGUCUAAUCACCGGUCCAAUCUUAAGAACAAGAACAAGAUAUCUGGUCGAAUGUCGGGGAUAGGAUUUCGAGGAGGUUAUGAGAAAGGCAAGAGCGCAGGUUCUUAUGCAGUUCGUAAAGACCUCAAACCCUCUCAGCUCGAAUUAGAGACAAACCUGCAGAACAAGCUACCUAGACACAAUCAAUUCAUUGCGGAUCGGUUUCGCCAUUUCUCAGAGGAAGCUGUUGCCAAGAACAAGCAGGCAAUGAAGGAGUUUGGUAUUCCAAGCUGGUCCGAUGAAGCUUGGGAAAGCUACAAAAAUGAUCCAACCCCUCUUUGUUCCAAUGUGAUAGUAACCUCAAACGAUUUUUCCAACAAGCCACAUUGCGACAAGGACAAGAACAUUUUCACGUAUGGCAUCUUUAGCUACAUUGAUCGAUCCACCGGAACUCCAAUCCUACCGCCCUCAAGCACGCGUGGUCAUGGAAUCAGAUUCCCCGAUUAUGACUGUAACAUAAACUUUGGCACGACCCCUGGUAUUAUCGAAGUCUUGUGGAAAAGUAACGAUAUUUGCCAUCACACCAUAGGCCCCCCUGAGGAGCUUAAAUCAACUAAAAAAUCCACCCACUUUGGUUGCUCAUUUCAAAUCAGUCAUCGUCUUGUAGCUAGGGCACUCAAACUCAAAUGUCUACCGGAGGAGGAAAAGAAGAAGAGAACAAUGACUCGAGAGGAGAGAUCCAAAAAAAAGUAA
Messenger RNA from Puccinia graminis f. sp. tritici CRL 75-36-700-3, 1316 nucleotides. RefSeq lists its product as uncharacterized. NCBI's taxonomy places the organism in Eukaryota, Fungi, Basidiomycota, Pucciniomycetes, Pucciniales, Pucciniaceae. Bases 39 to 1316 code for a protein of 425 amino acids. The transcript has 3 exons. The record is from RefSeq and is a predicted model, not a curated record.